UUAAUCACAAUGAACAAUGACUCCAUUAUCCUUGUGUUCACCCUUUCUGGAUUGGAAGGAUUAAUGGACUAUAGAAGCGUACUCUUCUCUCUCACUUUACUGUGGUACUGUAUGAUAAUUAUGGUAAAUGUUGUUCUCAUUGUUACUAUUAUCAUGGACAGGAAUCUCCAUGAGCCCAUGUACAUCUUCCUGUGUAAUCUGUGUAUAAAUGGGCUUUAUGGGACUGCAGGAUUCUACCCCAAGUUCCUGCUGGAUUUACUGUCAUACUCUCAUGUCAUCUCUUAUGCAGGAUGUCUGGUUCAAAAUGUUGUCAUUUAUUCAUAUGCUUGUAGGGAUUUUUCUAUUCUAUCAGUGAUGGCAUAUGACAGGUACGUAGCAAUAUGUAGGCCACUGCAGUAUCACUCUGUCAUGACUAAGCAGCGUGUAACUCAGUUAGUCUCUUUCUCCUGGUUUGUUCCUUUGUUUCUUAUUUCUAUGGGUACAAUAUUUACUUCCAGACUUAGGUUGUGUGGCUCACACAUACAAAAACUCUACUGUGCCAAUGGGUUGAUUGCUCAGCUGUCAUGUUCUCCGACCAGUUGGAUUACAUCAACAACACCAAGUAAUUCAACUGCUCUUCUAAUAACAGUGACUUAUUUCCUCCAUGUUGUUUUCAUAGUGUGUACCUAUGUGUAUAUGGUCAGAUCGUGUUUGAGUUCUUUAGUGGACAGGGGAAAGUUUAUGCAGACCUGUGUGCCACAUUUAAUAUCAUUGUUCCACGUCACAGUUGCUUUGCUUUUUGAUGUAUUGCACACACGACUCAAUGGCACAAGUGAUUUACCUCAAAACCUUAAGAAUUUCUUGGCCAUAGAGUUUCUUGUAUUUCCUCCACUGCUUAACCCCCUGAUUUACGGUCUUCAGCUUUCAAAAGUUAGAAAUAGAAUACAGAUUUUAUGUGUGCAAAAAUAA
Messenger RNA from Osmerus eperlanus (European smelt), 948 nucleotides. Its product is annotated as olfactory receptor 1D2-like. Gene Ontology annotation, molecular function: olfactory receptor activity; odorant binding. The coding region runs from base 10 to 948 and encodes 312 amino acids. The transcript has a single exon. Gene Ontology annotation, cellular component: membrane. Gene Ontology annotation, biological process: G protein-coupled receptor signaling pathway; detection of chemical stimulus involved in sensory perception of smell. Lineage: Eukaryota; Metazoa; Chordata; Actinopteri; Osmeriformes; Osmeridae. The record is from RefSeq and is a predicted model, not a curated record.